Molecule: messenger RNA, 3965 nt
Organism: Frankliniella occidentalis (western flower thrips)
Lineage: Eukaryota; Metazoa; Arthropoda; Insecta; Thysanoptera; Thripidae
Product: chondroitin sulfate synthase 1-like
Exons: 11
Coding region: 389-3244 (951 amino acids)
Cellular component (GO): Golgi cisterna membrane
Molecular function (GO): glucuronosyl-N-acetylgalactosaminyl-proteoglycan 4-beta-N-acetylgalactosaminyltransferase activity
Source: RefSeq, a predicted model, not a curated record
GGGAGGGGUGGGGUGGGGUGACGCUCCAGACACACGACGCCAGGGUUCGGGGAGGUCCUUCCUUUGGUUUGGUCCGCAGCAGUCAGUCUCAGUCAGUGAGUGGCUGCCGACACGGGGAGAGCAGGCCGCCCCCGGGACCACAUCGGCGGCGGAGAGCCGGCGGCAAAACGGCCCCUGUUUCAGGCCGCCCUCCUUCCCACCCCACCUCCAGGACCCGCCCCGCCUCGCCCCGCCCCGCCUCGCGCUCUCGGAAGAUGUCUGCAGCGGCUGAGGUUGAGGCGGGUCUGGCGGACGUGAGGCUCGGGCCCACAAGGCCCCGCAAGUCGGAGCCCCAGGCCCCGGCCCUUCUCAGUGUGGCCCCGACCGCCGGUCUGCGCGCAUCGCCAACAUGCCCCCCACCUUCGACCUGCGCGACGAGGACGACGACGACGACCAUGACUACCUCCGCGCCGGGGUCAGUGGCGACGGCGUGCGUGUGCUGAGGUCCGUCUCCGCCCCCGCGCCCACGCUCACGCCGCAGGCCUUCAGGUUGCCACCGCUCCGCCGCCGCCCAGCCGCGUCCAGAUCCACCCCCGCCAUGCUGCUGCGCCGCCCCCGCCGCUGGCUGCAGUUGUGCGCCGGCGUCAUCAUGGGGCUUGCCAUUGGGCUGCUCGUCGGCACUGCAACCAGGAUGCCGGACAUCGGGCGCCAGUGCUUCCCUCCUGACGGCGCCGUGCCCGCGCCGGGCUCCGGCCCCGCCGCCGCCGCCGCCCAGUCCGCGGGCUCGGGCUUCGGCUUUGGCUUCGGCUACGGCCCCGGGUCGGAGCGGUGGACGUCGCCGCCCAGCCCGCCCGGCUACGGCGACGACCACGACCCCCUGCACCUCCUGGAGCCCGACAGCAAGCCCGGCGGCCGGCGCAGCCUCGUCAUGGUGGGCGUCAUGACGGCCGACAAGUACCUGCCGACGCGCGCGGCCGCCGUCUGGGACACGUGGGGCAAGGAGCUGCCGGGGGGCAUCGCCUUCUUCUCGGCCAGCUACUCGCGGCCGCCGCCCAACCGCCCAGACCUGCCCCUCGUCGCGCUCAAGGGGGUGGACGACUCGUACCCGCCGCAGAAGAAGUCAUUCCGCAUGAUCGAGUACCUGUGGGAGCAAUACGGCGACCACUUCGAGUGGUUCCUGCGUGCGGAUGACGACGUCUACGUGCGCCCUGACAAGCUCGAGAAGCUUCUCCGUUCGGUCGACAGUUCGAAGCCCCAGUUCAUCGGACAGGCUGGACGCGGCAACCAGGAGGAGUUUGGCCUGCUGUCGCUCGAGUUCGACGAAAACUUCUGCAUGGGCGGACCGGGGGUGCUCUUCAGCCGCGAGACGCUGUCCCGCGUCGCCCCGCACGUCAAGCAUUGCCUCAAGAACUUGUACACGACGCACGAGGACGUGGAGUUGGGCCGAUGCGUGCAGCGCUUCGCCGGCAUCCCUUGCACCUGGUCGUACGAGAUGCAGAACAUCCUGUACCACAACUCGAGCGGCAACGACGCCUUCACGGGCAACCUGAAGCACCGCGAAGUUCAUCGCGCCAUCACCCUCCAUCCCAUCAAGCAGUACCGCCACCUGUACCGCGUGCACAACUACCUGGGGCAACUCAAGAUCCAGGACUCCUGGCAGCAGGCGCUGUCCCUGCACCGCGACAUAGUGGCCAUGCUGCAGCUGCUGGGCCAGGACCCCGCCCACGCCGACGACGCGCAGCUGGCCCAGAACGUGCCGCUGUUUCACGCCAAGCGCGGCGACAGGGACUACCUCGGCGACUCGGCGCUGCUCGGGAAGCCGCCGGGUCUGAACAAGUCCCGGCCGCGGCGCGAGGCGGAGGUGCUGCCGUGGGACUUCAUCUCGCGCUCGCUGUUCUCGGCGGGGCACGCCAACCCUCGGCGGCGCAUCGAGUCGGCACUGCGCGAGGGCAUGGACGACGUGGUGCGCGAGGUCAUGGACAUGAUCAACGCCUUCUCCAAGCAGCGCGGCCGCGUCAUCGAGUACCGCGAGAUCCUCUACGGCUACCACCGCCUCGACCCCGUCUACGGCGCCGACUACAUCCUCGACCUGCUCCUCGUGUACAAGAAGUACCGCGGCAAGAAGAUGACGGUGCCCGUGCGGAGGCACGCCUAUCUGCAGCAGCAGUUCACCGGCCUGGAGAUCCGCGAGACGGUGGAGGGCGAGGAGGUCGGGCGGCAGCCGCCCCCGGACCUCACCCAGUCCGAGGACGGCGACGACGCCCCGCCGCAGCCGGGGUCCUCCUUCCGCGAGGCGUUCGAGAGCGGACUGCUGCGCAUCGGCGACGCCCUGCCGUCCAUCCUGGGCCGCGACGGCCGCGACGAGGAGGCCCGCGACGAGGCCAGCGUCAGGCGCAAGAUGAUCAACUUUAUCCUCCCCCUGGCCGGCCGCUUCUCCACCUUUUCACGCUUUAUAUCGGUUUUUGAAGAGGAGUGUCUGAUGAACGCGGAGCAGGUGGCGCUGUUCGUCAUCCUGUUCCCCAGCGAGCAGGAGGUGUCCGUCAACGAGACCGUGUCCCUGAUGAGCUCUCUGCAGCGGCGCUGGCCGCAGCACCGCCUCGCCGUCGUGCCCGUCUUCGACAGCUUCGCGCGCGCCCUGGCGCUGGAGAUCGGCGCCGCCCAGGUGAAGGACGGCGAGGAGGACCUGCUCUUCUUCGUGGACGUGGACAUGGUGUUCAACAGGGCGACGCUGGAGCGCAUCCGCGUCAACACGAUCCGAGGCCGCCAGGCCUACUUCCCCAUCGUGUUUAGCGAGUUCGAGCCCGCCACCGUGUACCGCGACCAGGGACUCUCCGUCGCACCCAACCACUUCCUCAUCAACCAGGACACCGGCUACUGGCGGCAGUACGGCUUCGGCAUCGUCAGUCUGUACAAGAGUGACCUGCGCAGGGUGGGCGGCUUCGACACAUCCAUCCGCGGCUGGGGCAAGGAAGACGUCGACCUGUACGACAAGUUUGUCGCGUCCAUGGCGGCCAACAACGUCUCCGUGUUCCGCGCCGCCGACCCCAACCUGGUGCACGUCUUCCACAUCGUGGACUGCGACCCCAACCUGGAGGCGUCGCAACUCAAGAUGUGCAAGGGGACGCGCGCCGACACCCUGGGCGGCGUGAGUCAGCUUGCGCAGGGCGUCUACGCACAGGGCAGGGCCAUCCUAGACUUCGCGAAAAAGAGAAGAGCUGCUGCCCCUGCGGCCAGCGCGGCUGGCGCCGGAGGCACCGGGAGCUGACGCGGAGCUGAAGUAAAAGCUGACACGCUGCCGUCGUAUACUUAAUUGCUUCCUGUGGAAGCACUGUGAUGUGAUAACUCGUACAAACGCUGACUGACUGGACUGCCAAAGCUGCAGUGCGGCCGCGGCGGCCCUGCCUUCGUGAGGCGAAAAGCAAACUUAUGAACGAUGUGUGAUAAUGCUAAUUUUCAGUCCACAGACAGCAGUCGCAAAAUUUGUUAGUUGUAAGGAAAUAGGCUAUCCAAGUGCGAUCGAGUGCGAUUGUAGUGUAAAUAUCAGGGGUUGAGUAAAGUAGUUCAUGCCAUUGACUUUCAAUGCGAGGUAAAUCGUAUUACCGAUUGUCAUCACAAUGUAGCCGCUGGUUCGGACUGCUUGCACGUUUACUUGUUUCUAGUCGUUGGCGUGUAACAUUUUAUCUUCCAACAUAAUGUAUACAUGAGGUUGUGAUGAGUUUCAUAUAUAAUUUAUGAAAAUUCUAUCAAAUAUACUUAAGCAGGGAAGUACAAGACUAGUGUAAAUAAUAAGUGUAAUAGUUGUAUUGUGAAGUUUCUCAAGACGGACGACUUAUUUCCACUUUACACGCUGUGAUAUUUUAAUUGUAUGUCAUUUUGAAAGAAAUUUGAGAUUAUAAGGUGAGCUUUCCUUGUCUCUGAAUUCAAAUGUAGGUGAUGUGCCGCUAUGUGGAUACAGUUGUAUAGAAUAAACAUAUUGUCCAAUCUUA